This is a messenger RNA of Vitrella brassicaformis, 6627 nucleotides long. The record is from the annotation of a GenBank genome assembly. Lineage: Eukaryota; Vitrellaceae.
CUUGGCUGUGCCUUGGCUGUGGCGCGAUUGCUCCCGCUUUCCAUUCGCCGGCGCACCCAUCGCAUUAACCAAUCCUUGAACCAAUCCAUUCACUCAUCCCUGGCCAUGUCCGCAUCUGCGGCAUCAGCAGCGGGGGAUGAGCUGAAGAGGGGGCUGACGGGCAGCCUGUUCCGGCAGCUGGCGACCAUGGAGGGCAACAGCGCCUCGCUCGGCGGCGCCACCACAAUAUUUGAGGAGGCGCAGGUGAGCGAGGCCGACCUGCUGGCGGCCAGGCGGAUAUUCUUGGAGUUUGCUACCUUUGAAGAGGACGGUCAUGAGACUGGAGUGGAUGGCGGCAAGAGGGAGAGGGAGAGGGGGGAGAAGAUUCUCACGCUGGCCAACUUUGUCAAGAUGGCCAUCAAGUAGAAGAGGGCGAGCCCACCACAUGGAUGGAUGGAUGUUCCACCUUCUCUCUGUAUGUGAAUGUAUGUGUGUGUGUGGGUGCAGGUACCGUCUUUGUAGCUUGGCGGAGUGCGAGGCGUUCCACUACUGCAUGGGGCGGGAGACCGGCGGGCGUGUGGGGUGGGAGGCGUUCAGCCGGACGUGCGUGCUGGCCGACCCCCACACGUGCCACGUCCUCAACUCGGUCACCGGCAGACAGCGGUGCAGGGACAUCUUCCACUUCUAUGACGUCAACAGAAGGUCAUUAACCUCACCACACCACACAGAACACACUCUUUUUCUCUCUCCCAUUUCUCAUCCAGCGGUGCAUUGGAGUUCCACGAGUGGUGCCGCAUCGUCGCGGACGCCCUCCAAGUGCGCGACAACAAACCCCACCUACCGAUUGGCGACGGCGAGGAGGCUUCAUCCUCGGCAGGUGUAGAUGUAGAUGUGGACGUAGCUGACCUGAUGGAGGCCACGCGCGAGGCCAGGGAGGCGAGCGUGCAGCUGGGGCUGGAGUACGCGCGGAAAAUCAACAUCAAGGCCUUCCGCAACCAAGACGAUCCACACGUGAGAAAGGGGAAAGGGAUGUAUCAUGGCACAUCUCUCUCUCUCUCUCUCUCUGUGUGUGUGUGCGUGUGUGUGUGUGUGUGUGGAUCAGGGUCUCCCCCCUCCAUCCGCGGCGAUGGAUUUCGACCAGUUCAACAGCAUCGUCCGCAAGGAGCAGCUCCGCGGCAGCGCCAAGCUAUUCCGCUUCUACUCGUCCAUCAUGCACACAAACACCGCCACCGAUGGCAACAGCGGCACCAUUGACACCGGCCCCCCACCCAAACCCAGCACCACCACCCCUCCCAGGCUCACCUCGACCUUGUCGUUCGAGUCGUUGCGUCAGAUCCCGUCGAACCCCUCCAGUAGCAGCCACUCGGCCCUCACCACACACAGACGGGACGACCCUCCCCCUCUGCCCAUCGACACACAACAUGAGACUGAGGCCGUCGAAGGGACGGCGGGCGAUGGGAGGCAAGUGCGUGUGUUGUUCCCUCUGGCUGAGCUGGUGCGUCAUGAGGCUCUUGGGGCUGAGGAGGGGGGCGUGAUUGAGCUGGCGAGUAUUGGUGAGGGUGAGGGAGAGGUGAAUGAGAGCGGGCUGAGGGAGCUGCCACUGGGGCUCACAGAUGAGGAGGAGACGGCCAUCCUGCGGAUCAGAGAGCUCAUGGGCGGAGGUACGCCGGGCAGGCCAACCAGCACAGCCCACACGAUACCCCAACACACACCUCACAGAAACCAUCCUUUGUGUGUGCGUGUGUAUGGUCAGAUUCUCCGGCCUUCCGUCAUCUGCUGGGUCUCCCUCCGCCCUCUGGCGACCCCCUCACCGCCCCCAUGCAGCUCAUCCACACUACUGCAGACGGCGACUCCACCCCGCUGCCCUUCUACAUCCACCCCCCAGCCCACCUCCUCUCACACGCACCCCUCUCUCGCCAAUUCCCGCAAUGCCGGAGACCGAAAUCGCCCGACCACGGCAGGCAGAGACAGCCCGUGGACGCGUUCCUGUCGCUCUUUCCCUUCGCCGGCUUGCCUGCGCCGGAUGUCAUCCACGAGGCCCACAAGUGAGGCUGACUGUGGACCGAUGCAUUCAUCGUCACAGUGCAUAUGGCGGCUUGUGUGUGUUGUGUGUGUGCAGGGUGGCCCGUCGUGUGCUGUCGGAUGUCUUCACGGACACGACUGUCUUCAUCGGUCGGCUGGAGAAAGCGGCCUGGGGCGGCGGCGGCGGCGGCGGUGGUGAGGGGAAGGGCGGGAAGCGUUCCGGUGUGUCGGUGUGUUGCUCGAUGUUUCUGUGCACCCCUGCGGAGCUGGUGGGCGUGUUGGGUGCGGCGUGCAAGCUGAUGGAGGGGGAGGAGGUGGUCAAGAGGGUGAGUGUGGGGGCCAAGGCCAGUAGCAAAGCUGUCAAGGUCAUCGGCAGCAUCUAUGGACAGGUAAGCGCCGCGCCUUGGCCCCCAUAGAGUCAUCAUGCUCUUGUCAUCUUUGCCCUUGCUCAUUAGGUAGCGGACCUUCUCUCGAUGCUCGGCCCACCUGCCCUGCUGCCCACACCAGCAACACUCACACCCACCAUCACCAACACCAACACCAGCAGCAACAGCAGCAGCAAGCCGCCACCGUCCCCCUCUCUGCUGCGAGAUCUGGAGCAGGGCACGUGCAGCCUGGUGUUCCUGGGAGACUAUGCCGGCCGGGGCGGGUGGGGGCUGGAGUGUUUGGCCAUCGUGGCCGCACUCAAGGUGCGGUUCCCACAUUCGGUCGUCCUGCUGCGGGGCUCCUAUGACAACCGGGUGAGUGAGCGUGGGGGCUUUGCGUGGCGCAUGAGCGGCGGCAUUCUCAUGUGUGUGGGGGGGCGUGUGUGUGUGUGUUUGCAGGCUGCCAUGCAUCUCGUGGCGUUUCAGGACGAGUGUUCGCGUCGGUUCCCCUCGACAACGUUCCCGAGCUACCUGACCGUGAGCGACACGAGCCACCACAAAAUCGCACCCACAGACAGGAGCGUCCCCGACAUGACCUUUGAGCUCUUCGACCGGUCAGCAGAGCGGCCCCCUUUCCCCUCACCCCCAUCUGUAUGUCUCUCUCUCUCUCUCUCUGUCCCUCUGCGUGUGUGUGGAUGGCCAGGCUCUCCCUUGCAGCCGUGAUUGACGGCCAGAUCCUGCUCGGCAGCUUCGUUUCUCGGCUCCCCUCCCUCUAUCACCAGCAGCAGCAGCACCAGCAGCAGCAGACAUCGCUCCUGUCCUACCUGGCGACACACAAGAAGCCCCUGCGUCUGAUAGUGGGAACGGGAGCCGGGGUGGGGGCAGGUGGGCCGCCCUCAUUAUUCGUGUCUCUGGAAGCGCUGUUCCUGCCCCAAUGCAACAACAUGACGGAGGGCGUGGCGGCAUCGCUCGCAGUGGGGAGGCCCCCGGUGCUCACGCAGACACAGAUGCAGGACAACGAAGUGAGAUAACUGCGCACUAGGAAGGACGAGGCGACAUGCAUGUGUGUGUGUGUGUGUGUCUGUGUGUGUGUCAGAGUGUGUUUGAGGCGUUCAUGGCUCGUGAGAAGGUUAGCAUGAUGAUGGGCAGCGGGGUGGUGUCUCGGCGGGGGUGUGUGGUGGCGAGUGGGGGGCGGGUGCUCCUGCUGUGCUCGACGGUCAACUUCUGCGACUGUGUGGCAAACGAUGGGGCGUUCCUCACCAUUACCCGGUCGGUCAGCUACCCACGAAUGUGCCCCUCUCUCCAUCCGUCCACUUCUCUCUGUAUCUCUCGCUCUGUCAGCGAUGGCAGCGAUAUCAUCAUCCGCCCGCGCUCAUUCACAGCCCUCCCUCUGCCGACAUCGUCGCAGCAACACUCCCUCCCCCCCUGUCGGCCACCCACACCGCCAACGGCCCCCACCUCCAUGAAGCGCACACACACACGCAAGACCGCGAGAGACAAAGACAGGAUGGCCACGACCAAGAGCUACCGAGACCUCCGCACUGGUGCCACCACCACCACCACCACCACGAGCGUCACAGGUGCCACCAGCAGCAUCAACAGCAGACCGCCCCUCCCACCGCUGCCCCCAACGCAGAUAUCGCGGCGACUGAGAUGGCCCGCACAGAUCCGAGACGUCGACGCGUACCAGAUCUACGCCCACGCACAUGAGCACGACGAUGAGAAUGACGAGAUGGAGGGGAGGGAGGGUCUGGCUGCGUAUGGCGUGAUGCCGCCGAUCUGCGCCGCGAUGCGGUAUGAUGUGGCGGGGAGGGAGGGGGCGAUCCGGGUGGUGCUGGGGCUGCCACGGGCGGCGCUGGACGAGGUCAAGCCGUCGGUGCACCACCCCACACACAAUAAGACGUACGUGAGAGAAAAUGAGAGACUAACACACAUGGAUGGCUUGACGGAUGGAUGGAUGGAUGACCUCUUCUGUCAGCAACGAGGCGGCCUUCGGCGAGCUGGCAAUGUACCUCCCCUUCCCGGCCUACCACCUCACCCCUCCCGGCAUCUCCACCCUUCCCCAGCCGCACCAUCCCCCUCUCCCACCGCUGUCCAUCUCCGUCUCGCCGCCCCUUCCCCCAUCCACCCCCACCAAGGACACCUCAACAGGGGCCUCCGUCACGCGCCGGAGCAGCAAGUCGAGCAAAUCGACACAGAAGGGAAGCGCGCACAAGGGCAGCAAGAGGGAGAGCUUGGGCACCAAGCACCACCAGCAGCACCAGCAGCCCGGCACGGCCAGGAGGGUCCCCCGGGUAGCAGAUAGGGGCCGGGGGAGGGAGGCCGUCUGUGAGGAUAACAGCAGGCCGGCAGAGGUGCAUUUCUCGCCACCUCCCCCUCAGCUUAGGCCGAGGAGAGGUUUGUCUGUCGGCCCCACCGGCAGCACCGGCAUGAACGUCAUCCGCAAGGCAACGGCGGCUGCUGACGGUCAGUCCAUCCAUCCCCCACCCCCCCUCUCUGUGUGUGUGUCUGUAUGGCUGUCUGUCUCCUUUUCAGCAUUGGCCGCAGCAGCAGCAGGGGCACAGUCGACAAGGCGCCCUGUCCACGAGAGAGGAGGAGACAAGGGAGAGAAGCCCCGGGCCGUCAAGCAGCCAGAGCCGGGUGUAGCCAGUAGUGCAGCAGCAGCCAACGCAGCAGCAGGGGACAGCACUGAGGACAGUCAGGACGUGGUGAUGCGGUUCACGAUGGGGGCGGGACCCACGGAUGUCUUCAGAAAUACACAGGCGGCUUGGUGUGCUGAACCCCAUACCCGACACACACAUUGCUACAUGCACACAUGGCCCACUGCCUCUCUCUCUGUCUCUCCGUCUCUGCGUGUGUGUGUGUGGUUGUUGGUAGGGAUGAGAGCGGCCUGUCCCUCGAGCAGUGGCAUGACGCGCGCGCCGUUCACUACGAGCUCAUGUCGCACCAGAAGCGACACGACCCCCACGCCGCCCACACGAUCCACGCGCCACCCGUCAGCAUGACCAUGACGCCCAACAGACCGCACCAACUCCGGCCGCCGACAGUCAGUCAACACACAUAUACACGCCUUCCCGCCUCCCCCCUUCCCGUCCCCGUCAACACACUCUCUGUGUGUGCCUGUGUGUGCAGGGCAUGCUGUCCUUGCGUGGUGGGGAUGGUGAGAGUGGCGAGAGAGACCACCACCAUCAGCAGGGGCAGCAGCAGCAGCAGCCGCCUGUAGAGGUCGAGGGGUGGAGCAGGGCGACUUUCGCGCAGUGGGCCGCGUCGGUGGGCAUCCCCCGAGCAGAGCUGGACAAGUGGUUCAGGAUCUUUGACAAAGACGAAGGUCCGCCGGUGCCCCACCGCUCACACACACACACACACACACAUACACACACACACACAGAUGGAUGGAUGGAUGGAUGUGUGUGUGUAUGUGUGUAUCAGAUGGGCGAGUUGGCGAGGGAGACUUCCUGCAGGGGCUCUCGGUCACCUGGGGGCAGCGCCAUGACGGCAUGAUAGCGAGUAACUGUGUCAAGACAUCCAGAGUGCCCCUGAUGCGUGUCUGGCUGCAGGCAUGUUUCGGAAGCUGGCACUCUAUCGGUCCAUCGGGGGGGCGGCGCCCCACGGAACAACUGGUACAUAUGUACUAAUGGGGGUCAUCCGUCUGCUGUGUCUUGUGCGUGUGUACGUUGUGCGUGUGUGGGUGCGUGUGUGUGUGUGUGCAGUGAAGGCUGUCGAGGUGGCCCGGCUGGCAGAGGACGCUCUCCGGCUCUAUCACAUGACCACCGGGGUACGCAUUCAGGAUGCUGGGCAUCACACACAGACAGCUGGUCUCGUGUCUCCUCUCUCUCAGCACCAGCUGCCAAGAACAGUGGGCUACGAGCGCGUCCUCAACGAGCUUCUCGCCACCCCGACACAUCGGCCUCCCCCCUUCUCGCACACACAUACCCACACACAGCCGUCCCGCAUGAUCACAUACGGCGAGUUCCGCCAUGCCCUCGACGAGCUCACGCAAGAGCACGUGCCCUUCGACGUGCUCUUCAGGCUGCCACACCACAUCCACAUCCGCGGCAGGCAUGUGCCCUCGCCACCUGGGCUCAUCUGCGUGCCGCCCCCGCCCCCACCGGCGAAUCUGCCCCUCUCGGUGGUUUUUGGCGUGGGAGGGGGGAGGGGCGUGGGAGGGGGAGGGGGAGGGGGAAAUGGCGUUGGGGGUGGUGGGGUGAAUGUGUUUCAGAUAAGCGCGGCGGGGCGGAUGAUGUUCAAGGGGGGGCCGUAG